This is a messenger RNA of Salvelinus namaycush (lake trout), 2749 nucleotides long. It is a transcript of the gene ing5a, whose product is annotated as inhibitor of growth family, member 5a. Gene Ontology annotation, cellular component: nucleus. The coding region runs from base 96 to 848 and encodes 250 amino acids. The transcript is spliced from 8 exons. The record is from RefSeq and is a predicted model, not a curated record. NCBI's taxonomy places the organism in Eukaryota, Metazoa, Chordata, Actinopteri, Salmoniformes, Salmonidae. Gene Ontology annotation, biological process: positive regulation of DNA-templated transcription; positive regulation of apoptotic signaling pathway. Gene Ontology annotation, molecular function: chromatin binding.
GGACGUCAUGAAUUAGAAACGUAUCUAGCGUUCGGCUAAGCUAGUUAGCAAAAAAACAUGUUUACUAGCUAGUCCUGUAAAAUACAAUUGAAAAGAUGGCGACGGCAAUAUACCUGGAACAUUACCUCGACAGUAUCGAGAAUCUGCCCUGUGAACUACAGAGGAACUUUUCACUGAUGCGGGACCUGGACAAUAGAACUGAAGUAUUUAAAUUGUCCUGCAAAUGUGUAGAGAAAAAAGGAGAGAUCGACAAGCUGGCAGAGGAGUACAUCUCAAGUGUAAGGAACUUGGCUACGGAACAGAGGGUUGUGCACCUGCAGAAGAUCCAGAGUGCUUACAGCAAGUGCAAAGAGUUCAGCGAUGACAAAGUGCAGCUUGCCAUGCAGACAUAUGAAAUGGUGGACAAGCAUAUCCGCAGGCUGGAUGCAGACCUGGCCCGAUUUGAGAAUGAGCUGAAGGAGAAGCUGGAAGUGAGCGGCUAUGACAGUCCAGAAGGAAGAGGGUUAAAGAAGGGUGAAGGUCGGGGACUGAGGGAGAAGCGUGGACCCAAGGGGAGAGGUAGGAAAUCAUCGGAUGAGGAUUCUCCCAGGAAGAAAAAGCUUAAAAACAGCCCAGAAUUGAGUGACGCUCUCCUGCCAAUGCAACCGUCAGAUGUUUUGGACAUGCCAGUUGAUCCAAAUGAGCCAACAUACUGCUUGUGCCAUCAAGUGUCAUAUGGAGAGAUGAUUGGAUGUGAUAACCCUGAUUGCCCAAUUGAGUGGUUUCACUUUGCUUGUGUUGAUCUUGCUACGAAGCCAAAAGGAAAAUGGUUUUGUCCACGAUGCACCCAGGAUAAGAAGAAAAAAUGAUAUAUUUCUUAAGUACUUUUCUAUAAAUGUUUUUGUCUGUAGUAAAAUUAGUGUAAUAUAUUUACAAAAAUAUUUCCCUUUCUAUUAUGGCUGUGCAUAAGUAUGAUGAUCUAAAUACAAAGCUUUUAUUCAAAGUACUUGAAAUGUGUAAAGGUUUUAGUAUUUGACAAACAAAUUUAACUGCUGUUGAUAACAUUUUCUCCAUGGUUUAGUUUCAAUUUUUUUUAUUCUGUCCUCACUCAAGUGAUACGAUCUCAUUUGUGUCUGCAUUUUAGUUACCUAGCUACCUCUUGGGUUCAAGCACACACAUGCAGAAAUUUUGUAUACAACAAUCUUGAAUCCUGCCAAAAUAUCUUAAACCAAGCAAACAAAAACGUUCACUCCGUCCAUUCUUGGACUAAUAAGCUAUCUGGUAAAAGGUGUACUAUAUUUUUAUAUCGACUGUCAAAAGCAGUUGCCCGCUCUUGAAUGUAUGAUGGUGAUAAUGGUCAGACAUUUAGGAAGCUACUGGGAUUUCUUUGCCAACAUAACCAGCAAGCAUUAAAGCACUUUGAAUUAAAAUCAACUGCUCACCACUAAUUAUUAGCAAUUUAACAAUGCUUAGAUACAACAACAAAAAAUUCUGGGGAAUGGUGUUCCAAAGAUAUCUUAUUCAAACUGCUGUAAAGUACGGAAGAAAGACCAGCAGUAGCUAGGUUUCCAUCCAAUUUGCGACUGAUUUUCAUGCAUAUAUUCUAAAAUCUGCAUACAAACGGCAUUUUCCCCUCCAGAGGGGUGUUUCCAUCAAACUUCCGAUGGUUGUCACAAAAACUGUUGCGAUAAUGGUCUAUAGACAGUUCGGACAGGGUAGGUUAUAUGAUGAGAUAUAAAAAAAAUCCAGAUCACUUUUAAUUGAUAAUAAGCAGCCAAGCACUGACCAGCAUCAUUCAGAUUAUAGCCUUUGAUAUUUCGUGGAAAUUUGCAUGAAGCUCAUCACCAUAUGCUCUUAUCCAGUGACUUACAGGAGCCAUUGGAGUUAAGUGCCUUGCUCAAGGGCAUAUCAACAGAUUUUUCACCUUUUUUUUGGAUUCUGGGAUAAUUUUGGGGUUACUGGCCCAAUGCUCUUAACCGCUAGGCUUAACCGCUACCUGCCGUCCACUUAACCACCAUAAGUUAUGAAGUUUGUGAAAUAAGUUAUGACGAACUUUAACUUAUCUGCCGAUAAACUCUGCAUGCUUUUUCACUUCGUGUUAGUAGAACAACGAAACAUAUCAUUCAUUGCAUGACUUCAAGCUUACUGUGGUUUUUACAUGUCAAUAUUUGUGCGUAAAAACGUUUCCACCGCAAUUGUGGCAAUCUUUUUCACCAACAAAAAAAUAUCCCACUGUCUUGCGUAUUUUGUUUUGGCAACAUUGGGAAAUGUACCGUUUCCAUGAGGCCUGUCGUGAGUUUUAUUUUAUUUUUAUGCCUCGGGUAAUUAAUCUGCAUGAAAUGGUUGGAUAGAAACCUGGUUAUUUGAAGAAAUUGAACGUUAAUGAUUCUGAGCUACUAUCCACUGUAAAAAAAAACACUGCUAUUGCUUUUUAAUAUUUUGUUGACCUAAAAUUUUAAAUGUAGAGAGAUUCAGAUGAUAUUUGAUAGUUGUUGCAUGUGCUACUUUUUAUUCUAACCUUACACAAAAUACUAUUGUACUUGAUAUAGGCUACAAUGUUGACAAUGACAUGUGACAAGAAUAUUACUUUCCAAAGAUUGUUACUUUAGAUAAUUCUUAGGGGUUUAGCAUAAACUUGUCUUUAGUUAACUGAAUAUAUAAAUCUUGUACAAGUAUAAUGCUGUUGAAACAGAGGGUCAAGGAGACAAAGUAUUUGUAUUUUGUAAAUGUAAGUUUCAUAUCAAUAAACAUGUACAACUAUUCAAUAUUU